Molecule: messenger RNA, 816 nt
Organism: Harmonia axyridis
Lineage: Eukaryota; Metazoa; Arthropoda; Insecta; Coleoptera; Coccinellidae
Exons: 5
Coding region: 130-774 (214 amino acids)
Source: RefSeq, a predicted model, not a curated record
CGCGAUUAAUGUCAAACCAAGUUCACGAAAUGAUUUAAUUAACUGAGAGUUCCUUAUCACAACAUAGUCUAGUCGUCUUAUGCCAUUGAAAAAUAUCAUUUCAUUAGUAUCAACCUCCAAAGAACGAAGAUGAAGUUGCUUCUAAUUUUAUUCAUAGCAGGUUUCACAGGUUACACCAAAGCCUCAGUUUAUCAAGAAGUAGAAGAUAUCGGCAUUCUUCAGGCAUUUGGAUUAGACUUCUUAUCUAACGUUCCCUACUCGUGUCCAGAAGCCAUUAAAGAGAAUGUACAGAAAGAACGGACAAAGGCUUUUGAAUGUGUCAAAAACAUCAGAUAUAACAGUUCGUUCUGUAAUACUUUUGUCCACCACUUCAAACCUUGUGUUCAAACCGUCGUGAGUGAAGCUGCAAAAUGUGAAGACCAAGUUAAAGUCGGACAGAAGCAGGUUAUACUUGAUUCCUUUAUUGCCGAAGCAAACUUUUUGUGUGAGACUGACGGCGAACAUAUUUUAGAAUUAUUGAAUCCAUGCAUCUUGACGAGUGUAAAAAAGAGUGCUGGAUGCCAAAAAAAGGUUAUGCAAUAUUUUCCUACUUCAGACCCUAUAACAAACCUUUGUAGUAAAUUCCCCAGUUUGCAGAAAUGUUUCGAUGAUGAACUCAAGCAAGAGUGCGAUCUUGAAGUUACAAAAAGAAACAUCCAUGACUUUUUUUCAGUUGAAGUUAAGCCCUGCAAUAUUGUUAUGCCAAUGUUUCUGCAAUUGGCAUACUAUUUUUAAAAUGCAUUACAUAAUGAAUCAAUAAAAUAGUUUUAUCAAUUA